CUCAGCUGCACCAUCAUCGUCGUCGUCAUUCUCUUCACGGUGACCGCGGCGGAGGGAGAGGAGCAAGCAAAGUUGACACGAGGAGUUCCCCUGGAGGGGUGAAGUUAAGUUUAAAACCGUCGUUUUGUCUUGUUUCGUUCUCGCUCCUGAUUCAUUAUCGCAAACGGCGCGUCGUGUCUGCCUCUAUAUUUCUAUAUUUAAAGGAUGAUAAAAAUUAUGGACCGCAUUAUUUUGACGCCGUCCCACGCCCGCGAAAAAUCUUAAAGCCGAUGGUCAGGACGUUUCUAAAGACACCUUGUCACCCUGUCCCGUGUUAAAUUUAGCUGCCGGUUAACUUGCCGAGCCAAGGUUUGUUCAAAAAUCUCCGCGGUUCCUCACGAGACUCAGACCGAACGAAGGUGGCCGCCUAUCCCAAAAAGUGACCGACGUUGAGAAGUCUGCCUUGAUUUUGAGAACGCCGGGCUCUGGUUCGAAGCAGAUGCUACUUUUGCUCCCUUGAGAGGUCCAAAGUGGGUGAUAAACGACAGUUCUUUACAGAUCGGCGUCAACUACACUCUGAUAGAUGGACAUUGUUCCAGGAUUCUUUUAACUGGCCCGAAAGGUCUUCUGCACACUUGCAUGAGUAAUGCCUUUUUAUGCAAAGUAAGACUUGGAACUGAGAAAAUAAUUUAUGAAUAUAUAUUUAAAUUAUCAAAGGAAAUGCUGGAGGAGCUUAACUGGGGGGUGCGCCGAUUUCUGACGGGGUGAUAGCGCCCCCCUAACCCUAGUGUUGCGCCAUCUCUGUUGGUGAUGAGGUUGGAGGUGAAGUAGUGGGCUAGGCGCACCUCACAUAGUUAGGAUGAGCCAAGGCCCCAACCUGGUGCUGGAGUGGCUCUCCCGGCUCCACAUGGUCCAGUAUGUGGAGGCCUUCCUCGAUAAUGGCUAUGAUGACCUGGAGGUCUGCAAGCAGAUCGGCGGACCGGACCUUGAUGCCAUUGGGGUCCGCUUGGAGUACCACCGCCACCGGCUCCUGGCUGCUGUCCAGCAGCUGAGGGACUCCGAUGGCAGGAAAGCACCGGGGUACUACUUCACCCUGGAGCCCCAUCAGGAGAUGCAGAACCAGCAAAGGAUCAAGAACUCGGGCGGGACAGAGAACCGGGUUGGAGUGACCCACCGCCCGUCCUGUCCCGGAAAGCACGACCCGAGAUUGACGGAUUGUAACGACUUUGUCACCUACCCCAAACUCAAACUCAAGGUCCUCAUACGGGAUAAACUGGCCAAAGAUGGGAUCGACCUCAGAGAAGCGCCGUACAGCCAUAAGGAUGGCUCGGUGGGGAGUCUUGAUGAUCUGGCCCAGGAGUAUUCUCGCUAUUACGGCACCUCCCUCAGCGACGUGUGCGAAAGGAUGGAGGAGCUGCGCCGACGCCGAUUGGUGCAGGAUGCGGAUGUGACGGGAAAGCUUGACUCAGCGGCCGCAUCGCUGGAGCUGCGCUCUCAGAUCCAGGAAUCUCUUGGACUCUGCAGCACCACAUCUACUCCGGAGACGGACAGGAAGUUUCCCAUACACAAGUCCAGUCCUUCGGACGACGGCAAGAGAAGGAGCAAAUCCUUUUGGAGCACUUUCAGAAAGACACCCAAAGGAGCUUCCGCCCGCCACCUUGCAAAAGGUGAUUUAGUGGGCUUCGUGGCCAGUGAAAUCACCAUGAGCGAUGAAGAGCGCAUCCAGCUGAUGAUGAUGGUCAAGGAGAACAUGAUCUCCAUUGAGGAAGCGCUGGCCCGGUUGAAAGAGUUUGAGAUGCAGAAGCAACAGAAGUGCAGGUUGGAGCCGUCCGAGUGCACAGAUGUUUGUCAUUCUGCCGACGAAUCUUUCAGCGAUAGCCUGCGUGAGCUGUCCGACACGGAACAAGAUGAGUGGCUGACAUUCCGAAGGCUUCACAAGCUGGUCAACUCCACACGCAAGGUGAAGAAUAAACUCAUCAGGAUCGACCAGACCAGGAAGACCGGCGUAGAAGAGUGUUGUCAGCCAAGCAUUUGUCCCGUGGACUCGCUGGCGUCCGCCAUGCAGGAUCAGCUGGGCUACGGCGAGGACAACGUUACCACGUCGUGCUCUUCUGGCAGCUUGGCCAUGUCAGAGGCCCCCGAGCGCAGCCCUCCAUGUGGCAGCUCCCCUCGUCACGACGCGCCCGAGGAAGAACAGUCGAGCAACGCCGUAUUGGACGAAAACCACCACCAGGGCAACGAGGCCAAGAUGGCUCGAUCGGUGACAGACGGGGGGCUCCGACAUCGCCUCCUCAGCCACCACGGGAGAGCUUGCAGUUUCGGAGGAUUUGACGUCACCAACCGCUCAGUGCAUGCAGCCCAACACACCGGCGAAGACGAAGACGGCGCUAGGUCCCCUCAGAUAUCCCGCAUCUCCCUGGGCAAGAAAGUCAAGUCUGUCAGGGAGACCAUGAGGAAGCACAUCACUAAGCGACACCAAGCCUCUAUGUUGGAUCAGUCGAGUCCGGAUCGCAGCAUUUCCAGCUGCCCUCAGUCCCCUCAAUUGAACUCUUCUCUGGAGAAAGUCGAGCUGAAGCCUGGAGGUUCUGUGGAAAGCCUGAGGAGUUCACUCAGCGGACAGAGCUCCAUGAGCGGUCAGACGGUGGGCACCACCGACUCGUCCAACAGCAACAGAGAGAGCGUCAAGUCCGAGGACGGCGAAGAGGACGAGCUCCCUUACUCGGGACCCUUCUGCGGACGCGCCCUCGUCCACACGGAUUUCACACCCAGUCCCUACGACACCGACUCCCUCAAACUCAAGAGCGGCGACGUGAUCGACAUGAUCAGCAAGCCCCCGAUGGGCACGUGGAUGGGCAUGCUGAGGGGCAAAGUGGGCACCUUCAAAUUCAUCUACGUCGACGUGCUCAAUCCAGAGCGGGCCAAGCCCAAGAAGACCGAGCGCAGGCGCAGGAAGGCCCGGCAGCCCAAGCCGCAGUCUGUGGACGAGCUUCUGGAGCGUAUCAACCUCAAAGAGCACCUGCCCACCUUCCUAUUCAACGGCUACGACGACCUGGACACCUUCCGGCUGCUGGAGGAGGAGGACCUGGACGAGCUCCACAUCACGGACCCCCAGGACAGAGCCGUGCUGCUCACUGCCGUCCAGCUGCUGCAUGACUACGACGGUAAGGAGAGACGACUCAUUAUCUAA
This is a messenger RNA of Hippocampus comes (tiger tail seahorse), 3166 nucleotides long. Its product is annotated as SAM and SH3 domain-containing protein 1-like. Gene Ontology annotation, molecular function: protein binding. The record is from RefSeq and is a predicted model, not a curated record. The transcript has 16 exons. Bases 839 to 3166 code for a protein of 775 amino acids. NCBI's taxonomy places the organism in Eukaryota, Metazoa, Chordata, Actinopteri, Syngnathiformes, Syngnathidae.